UAGUUUUUGUUUUCGUGGUUUUUGAGAUGUUUUCAUAGUUUUUUUGUUUUUAAUGUUCUAAGUGUUCAUAGUUUAUUGAGUUCAUAGUAUAUUAAAAUAAUUUUAGGUUCAAGCAAUGUCAAACUCAGCUCACGUUGUAGAUGGUGAGGCAUCAGAGUCGGACACUGAAAUAGAAAUAGGUAUAUCACCCGACUCAAACCUAUCACCCAAUACUGAAACAUUUGUAAUUGCAGGAGAAGCACCUGAAUCAGAUGAGGGUGGGUUUACUUUUACAACUUUACCUUUGAUAGCUCUUAGAAACCAAGGCGAAAUUACUGUUCAUCUACCAUCUAACUUGGACGCCCCCCUGAAUUUGGCUAUGAAUCAACCAAGCCCCUCCAAAAUAUAUACGUCAUUGCUUCAUCAGAAGUUAUGGGAAUGCAAUGUGUCAUUACGUGCAAGCAUAGAAGGGCUAUUCAAACAUACCACUGAUAUAUCUGCUGAGAAGUUAUCUAGGGCUGAUAAAGCUUUAUUGAAUGUGCAGGAGUCCAUGAGAGCCACGAACGCUAAUUUGAUAUUAGCACGAGCUAGACUUAAACAAUUAGAAGUGCAAUUACAAGAACUAAAUUGUGGCAGCGCCUUACCCACUGUUAAAAUUAAGACUUAGUAUAAACUUGCCUUUAGAUAUGAUGUAAUGUCCGUUGAGAACAAUGAAAGUAAUAAUAUAUAAUUAAAUCGUUUUGUUAGUUUGUUAAAACAGAAGAGUAAUGAUUGUUAAUGUAAUAUUGUAAGUUUAAUAAAAAUUAAUAUAGUCAAUAAUUGUGUUAUAAUUAUGUUAGGUACAAUUAACAGCACGUCAGACUAUACGAAACUGUCAAAUUUCCCCACUCGGUUUUAAACCUCUACCUACCUCCUACUCUACCCACAAUA
Diatraea saccharalis (sugarcane borer) is the source of this 909-nucleotide messenger RNA. NCBI's taxonomy places the organism in Eukaryota, Metazoa, Arthropoda, Insecta, Lepidoptera, Crambidae. The record is from the annotation of a GenBank genome assembly.